Messenger RNA from Trichoderma harzianum CBS 226.95, 2165 nucleotides. RefSeq lists its product as hypothetical. The transcript has 2 exons. The record is from RefSeq and is a predicted model, not a curated record. NCBI's taxonomy places the organism in Eukaryota, Fungi, Ascomycota, Sordariomycetes, Hypocreales, Hypocreaceae. The coding region runs from base 425 to 1885 and encodes 486 amino acids.
UCGGGUUUCCCGGUUUUGGCCAGGUCAUGAAGUCUACAAGGAUCUCGUUGGAGGAAUACCGCUUCUUAGUCUCCACGGUAGCAUUCAACGGCGUCCUUCAGGUACAAUGCAGAGGGGUUUGGGGGGAACGGGGAUAUCUUGGAAUCUAUCAUUUCCGAUUAGUGUCUUCGCUUGAAAUGAUAGCGCUGCUCGCGAGGAGGGGGGAGAAAACACGCCGUAAAGAUACUCAGUCUUGAUGCUACGACUGGCAUAUUUAAAGACAUUUAAGGGGAAGCAAUAAAGUUCGAAAUGAAAGCAAAUUGAGAGCAAGCCAAGAACUCUAUACCCAACCAAAUAACAUUGUUUUCCAACACUGAGCUUCACCCCUUAUUCCAUAGCUUAGUUUUCUCUUUUCUCACUUCCCUUCACACCAUCAGCCGAGAUCAUGGCACCCAAACAAGAAGUAUUCAAUAUUCGUCCAUUCGGAUGGGAGAAUGGUCCUGAAGAGCAGAGAUUCAAAGUUUCUACUCUGGACUACCUCUCAGUCAUCUCCUACAACAAUUAUGCACUAUUCUUCAAGAUUGACGACGCGGCCAAGCCUCAAGCCGUCGAAAUCAUGAAAGAAGGCCUUGCGAGGACUCUCGGUCAGGCAAGGCAUCUAUGUGGCACUAUUGAAAAGGAUCCCGGUGGUGGCCACUCGUACGUUAGCAAGAAGGAUAGCACCACCCGCUUGUUCGUACAGUGGCUGGAUGCCCCUGAAGAUGCUGACAAGUACCCGUCUAUCGAUGAUAUCGAGAAGGCAAACUUCAGCGCGGUGCCUCUUGGUGACCUCAAACUCUGGAGUGUCGAUCCAAUGACCUAUGGCGAGAAGCCCGAGGCUCAUCCCGACGCUAGCCCUGUCGUGGCUGCGUUCAAGAUGAACUUUGUCAGGGGCGGGUUGGUCUUCAACAUGCAUCACCAUCACUACUCUAACGAUGUCAUGGGCUGGGCCGGUUAUACUCGUCAACUGGCGGAAAACUGUUACGCGGCCUUAAACAAGACGCCGUUCCCUGCUUGGGAUCCCAAGAACCAGGAUCUCUCGCCCUUUGUCAAGACCGAGCCACCGGAAGAUCAGAAGGUCGAUGGACCUCCGGCACCUGAACGCCAUCCCGGUCACAUUCAGGGAGUGUCUCUGCUCUUCCACUUGCCCAAGAGCAAAGCGGCUGAACUGAAGAAGCUGGCCACGCCAACAGAGGGAUCAUGGAUCUCUACCUAUGAUGCCUUCUCUGCUUUUAUAUGGCGUACGGUAACUCGCGUCCGUGCCCCUAUCUUCAACCCAGAUCCGGCGUCAAAACUCUUCUGGGCGGAGGCCAUCGACAUGCGCAGGCGUUGGCACAGCCCCAAGGUCGCUCCGCGAAUUCGGGGCAAUGUCAUGUUCGCAGCUCUGUCCACGACCGCCCCUGUCGAGCAGCCAACAGUAGCCGAGGUCAUUUCAGAGUGGCCGCUGUCCAAGAUAGCCCAGUACGUGCGCCAGAUGACGGACAGUGUCACUCAGGAGGCCCUUGACAAGACGUUGGACAUGGUGGCCACUGUUCGCGACAAGACAAGCCUCAACAUUCGCAUCGACUCCCUGCCACCCAUGUCGAUUCUUCAGACCGACCACCGUGAUGCUAGCAUGGCCUCGACUGACUUUGGCUUCGCAAAGGCCAUUACCUAUCGCCACCUUACAGAUCGUAUUACUGAGGGUGUCAUCAUCGUUUACCCACCCCGCAGCAAUGACCCAGAGUCAGAUGAGGGCCCAGAAAUGUCCUUCUUCUAUGAGAAGAGGUUGGCACAGGAUCUCAUUGAGGACCCUGAAUGGAACAAGUUCUUCGAAUUCAGAGGUGUUGAUGCUGAGGAUGCUACUGCUGCAGCGGUUCUCAACUAGUUGGAGCCAACGGCGAGCAAAAGUUCCCAGCUGUUGGUUCCUACUUGUGUUUGUUUGUGUUGUUGUUGUGUGCUUGUGUGUCUACCCCUGGACUUUUAUUUUAGGAUAUACUCGUAAGAGCACCAUGGAGGUGGAGUCUGGUGCCAAGAACCACACAUAUGGAUUGAACCGAGCAAAGGUUGACCUACUUACCUUAUCUACAUGGAUGGAAUACAAAUACAUACUGAGUCACUUAGUAAUGAUCAAGAAGAAGAAUAAAGUCACCUAGAUACUCCAAGGC